AUCACAGCAGCGGCCAGCGGUGACUGCUGACUGCUGCUGCGGCUGAGUCAAAAAUUUGCCUGAAUGAGAAAGGAUGACAGAAUUUUUUCAGGUACCGUAAAGUCGAGAAUUUUGCCUGAUUGCGAAAGAACAAAAAGAAACUCACCCUCGUCCAACACACCAUUUAUUUUAGAAUUUCGUGAUUUCUUCCGUCACAAUGAUUGGGGGCAUUAAAUGGAUGGCCUUAGUUGCCCUUGUCCACCUCUAUGUGUGUCCUUACACCAAAGUCGAAGAGAGUUUUAACCUGCAGGCAAUGCACGACAUUCUAUACCACAGGUUCAACUUGUCAGAAUAUGACCAUCAAGAGUUUCCUGGAGUUGUUCCAAGAACUUUCCUGGGACCUUUGUUUAUUUCAUUUCUCUCUAGUCCUGCACUUAUUCUGAUCAACCUGCUCGGCUUGGAAAAAUUCUUAAUGCAGUAUAUUGUAAGGAUUGUCCUCGCUUUGGUCACGCUAACUGCCUUUGGAAAGCUACUCGGCACCGUCAAAAAGGAGUUUGGCCCUGCGAUGGCUGCUUGGUUCACCAUGGUGUGUGCCUCGCAAUAUCAUUUUAUGUACUACCUCAGCAGACCUUUGCCAAACAUUAUGGCGUUACCAUUAGUGCUUCUGGCGUACCAUUAUUACCUCAGCAAGCAACCCAAAAGGUUUAUUCCGGUGUCUGCGGCUGCAGUAAUAAUUUUCAGGGCAGAGCUCGCUCUCCUUCUUGGCAUCUUAGCACUUAUUGACCUGUAUAUUAAAAGAAUCACUUUUGCCGAAUUGAUCAAAAAAGGAGCUGUGAGUGGGUUGAUAUGCCUUGCAUUAAGCGUUGUUGUCGACUCCAUCUUCUGGGGCAGGGUUUUGUGGCCUGAGGGUGAGGUGUUGUGGUUUAACACUAUACUCAACCGAAGCAAUGAAUAUGGGACUUCGCCGUUCUUUUGGUACUUUUACUCCGCAAUCCCAAGGGGCUUGGCGUCCUCCCUGCUGCUGCUGCCGAUUGGUCUGUGGCUUGAGCCGCGCUGCCGAGCCUUGGCCGUCCCCGCGCUUCUCUUUGUCUUCCUCUACUCAUUUCUACCCCACAAGGAGCUUCGCUUUAUCAUUUACGUUUUUCCAGCUUUGAACCUGGCAGUCGCCUCCGCCGCCCAGAGAAUUUGGAACAACAAAGACAAGUCUUGGUGGCAAAAUGUGCUGGCUGUUGGCUCAGUGUGCCAUAUCAUCCUAAACCUGCUCUUCAGUUUGUUCAUGCUGAGCAUCGCUAGGACCAACUAUCCUGGAGGAGCUGCCAUGGCCAGGAUUCACCAGCUGGAAGAUCACUCUACUAAUUUUACGCUUCACAUUGACAAUCUUGCUGCUCAAACCGGAGUGUCCAGGUUCACACAAUUGUCCACAGCCUGGAGGUAUGACAAAACAGAGAAUAUGGGCCGAGACGGUUUGAUGCAGUUUUCUCACUUGCUGGUGGAGGCGCGGAGCAAGUACUCGCUUAGUUUGCGUCCCUUCACGUACACGCACACCACCCUGGAUUUUGUUGAAGGAUUUUGGCACGUGUCCUUUAACUACAACCGCUUUCCGCCGAUGGAAAUCAAGACGCGGCCGCAGGUCUUCAUCUUGAAAAGGAACGAUGACUACAGUUCCGUACUGCAGCGAGAAAAGGAAGGGCUUGAAAAGCUUGAUCGACUGGUCAACAGCUCGGAGGAGCCUUCCGAGGAAAAGAUUGACGAUGUCAAAACUGAAGCUAUGCAGACUGAGAAGAAAAAACGUAAAAAGAGUAAGAAAGAUGCAGCUGAAAGCGAGGAAGAAAAGCUGAAGAAUGAGGAUGAGAUUGUCGUCGAGAAAUUGGAACUCUAAAAUUUUCAAAGAUGUUUUGUGUGAGUUGUUGAUAUGUAAUUUUGUCUGUGAUGUAGCCCACUAACUGUCAGCAGCAGAGUUCGCUAUGUUUUGCUCAACAUAGUUACCUGCCUUGUGUACCUUUCCACCACUGCCUUGAGAAACUGGUCCAUGAAAACCAAGUUUUUUAGUAAGCCAAGAGUCACACAGCUAUCCUUCUUGUCGCCAGUGUCAGCUCCGGUCAUAUAAUCAAGCCCAAAAUUUUUUUUUAUGGUUGCAAAUAAUUGUUUCAACAACGAAAAGAUUUUGUCUUUUGAUUGAUCUCAUUCAAAAAGAUUCUUUCACUUUUUCUGCCUGGCUGAAGUUGGUUUGCUUCUGGAGAACGUGGCUAGUUAUUUUUUGAAAUCACUCAUUUCAAAUUUUCGCUUUAAAAUAGCUUGACAAUGAUGCCUUUUAGCCAGAAGUAUUUGGCUUUACACAAAUAUUGGGAACUAAGAGUUUUUAACCGUGAAAUUCGUGCUGAAUGUCUUCCAAUUUUGUUGUCGUCAAGCAAGGUGAAUUAGGUUUGAUUGGCGUUAAUUGUUGGAUGGAUAUAAUAGAACAAAUAAAUAAUAAAGGUUUUUGUUGAUAUA
This is a messenger RNA of Cloeon dipterum, 2469 nucleotides long. RefSeq names its product dol-P-Man:Man(7)GlcNAc(2)-PP-Dol alpha-1,6-mannosyltransferase-like. The transcript has 10 exons. Gene Ontology annotation, cellular component: endoplasmic reticulum membrane. NCBI's taxonomy places the organism in Eukaryota, Metazoa, Arthropoda, Insecta, Ephemeroptera, Baetidae. Bases 197 to 1858 code for a protein of 553 amino acids. Gene Ontology annotation, biological process: protein N-linked glycosylation. Gene Ontology annotation, molecular function: alpha-1,6-mannosyltransferase activity. The record is from RefSeq and is a predicted model, not a curated record.